Molecule: messenger RNA, 1138 nt
Organism: Elaeis guineensis (African oil palm)
Lineage: Eukaryota; Viridiplantae; Streptophyta; Magnoliopsida; Arecales; Arecaceae
Source: RefSeq, a predicted model, not a curated record
UUUGCAGAGUCUUUCGCUAGCUGAAUUCAGUUCUGAUGAUAAACUCAUUUUGCUGUUGGAGACUUCAUAAGCAAUUGUCCCCCACACUACAGCUUUUAACUUGCUAGAAAUGAUAUCAGAUUUUGAGUUUAUUAAUGGAGAACUUGCACAGAGAAAAGAUACUGCACAAGAAAGGGCAGAAGAGGAACAACCUGGAUGUGAGAGAGAAAUUCAUGGUUCAGCAGAGAGUAUUAGCUAUGAAGAAGCAAUUCAAAGGGAGCUGGAGUUCCAAAAAUGGAUAAAGAAGAGAACAUUGCCAUGUUCUGCUGGUUCUGAGUUGCCCCCUUCUUCACAGGACCUGCCAUCAGAACCCAAUCUUAUUGUGACAAGGAGAGAAGCAGUAUCUCUACCACUUCCACACAAGUUACUUCCACAGCCACAAUUUCAGGAUCAACAGGCUCAGCCAAUUCAUCUACAAUUUCGUGAUCAACAUCAUCGACCACCACAUCAUGAUCGGCAGGCACCCCCACGAAGACUGCAGUUUAAAAGACCUUCACCGCACCGGUUACAGCAUGUACGGCCACUGUUGCGACCUCCAUACCAGAAAACUUCACAACAGUUCGGAUUGCAGCAUAGGCAAACGUUCCCACGGGCACGACCACAGUCACAGGAUUGGCAACAUCCAUCAGAAAAACAAUUACUUGAUCAACAGCCUCAGCAAUUUAAAGCUCAGCAACCAUUUUCAAGCCAGACAGCGCCCUUGUGGUGCGAUGUAUGCAAGGUUCCAUGCAUGACUGCUUUCAAUCUGGCUCAACACCAACAGGGAAAGAAGCACAAGGCUAAGUGGGAGGAGGUACUUGGUGACAAGAACACAGAUAAGAAGAGGCCUCUGUGGUGCAAUGAAUGCAGUAUUCCAUGCAUGGGCGAAGCAGCAAUGGCCCAGCAUUGUGUUGGAAAAAGGCAUGCUGCUCGUCUCCUAGUAAUCAAAGCUGAGCAGAUGGAACGUGAACGGGUGGCCAUGGCAUCUCGUGGAGUCAGAGAGAUGGGAUUGAGGGUGGAUAUGGAUAAUGUUCAUGAUCCGUUAUAUAACUGACAAAGAGACCAACAUCAGUUUUUGAAGUGAACAAACUAAAUUGAUGGAUGUUGUUCACCAUUCCAA